Molecule: messenger RNA, 3315 nt
Organism: Sycon ciliatum
Lineage: Eukaryota; Metazoa; Porifera; Calcarea; Leucosolenida; Sycettidae
Product: ceramide kinase-like
Exons: 12
Coding region: 252-2084 (610 amino acids)
Biological process (GO): phosphorylation; ceramide metabolic process
Molecular function (GO): ceramide kinase activity
Source: RefSeq, a predicted model, not a curated record
UGAUCCAUUUCGCUGAACAUGAACACUUUUGAUUUUUAUUAUUCGCAUUCGAUAUUCUUCUUCGGUUGCGAGCAAAAGAAAUUAGAACAUUUAGAGCCUAUAAUUGAUCCGUUGUCUAUCCUAUUGAGGAGAGAACCACUAUGAAGCUGAUAUCUGGAGUUUCUCGCUGUCAGAGCUAAAUAACCCAACGGAAGCCAGUUUUUUUGGCGUUGCUGCUCACGAACUAUGUCAGUGGCGUCAGUGGUGCAUAGAUGACGGAGUGUGCUUCUCCCCGUGAAGUAUUCACUGCACGGGCUAGAGUUAAUGGUAAAGACUGUCAGAUUUGCCAUGAGCGGACAUGGUUUGGCUGGAAUAGGGUGUCGCGAGGGCAAUCAGGACACUAUGAGGAUGUAGCAGAGCUGGUAGAUGUUCUGGCCGUGCUGCCCACGCGUAGAGGCGGGUGUUUGGACAUAGCUAACCGGACGUGUCCGAGUGGCCACACUGAAAUUACCCUGUACCAUGGUAGAAAAAAGCCUAAGCACCAACGCACUCUGCAGACCAUCGUGGUGGAAUUCAGUGAUCCCCAGGAGUGCAUACAGUGGUCCCUUCGGCUUCAGUCCUCGGUUGCAGAAGUCCGAGGGCGUCCUCGCAACGUGCAUGUUUUCAUUAACCCGGUCGGCGGCAGAAAGCGAGCGCCGGCAAUCUACCAGAACCAGGUAGCACCUCUGCUGCACAUAGCCGACGUGAAUGCAACGGUCACGGUGACAGAACGGGCCAAUCAUGCCCUGGAGGCACUGCAGGAGAUGCAGCUGACCGGUGUGGAUGGCCUGAUCUGUGUCGGUGGUGAUGGCAUGUUUCACGAAGUGCUGAACGGCCUGCUAUUGCGAGCGCAGCGUGAUGCUGGCGUCAACGUCGACCGCGCUCGCUUCCUGCCCGUCCGGCCACGCAUCACCAUUGGUAUCAUUCCGGCAGGUUCUACUGAUGCUGUUGUGUUUGGCACAACUGGUACAGUUGAUCCUAUCACCUCCACUAUUCAAAUCAUAUUAGGCGAAUCUCAGGCUAUGGACAUCGCAUCCAUUGAAUCCAGCGGCUGCUUGCUGAGAUUUGCAUCACUGGCAUGUAGCUACGGGUUUCUUGGCGACACACUAGAGCACAGUGAAACAAUGCGAUGGAUGGGACCACGGCGCUAUGACAUCGCAGGCACGCGCUGUUUCCUCAAGAAUAAGGGUUAUGGCUGCAAGAUCAGAUACUUGCCCAGUCAAGACGAGGAGAGUCACCCACUCGACAAGUCCUCCUGUUUCACAAAUUGUCCAGUGUGCAAUAAAAGCACGGACGAAACUGGAACUAACCGGGAGUUUGAGAAGGGAGCGUCAGCGUUGGCCACGAAUGAAGAAGUUGCUGAUGCAACUGACUCUUCAAUCUGGCAAAGCCUGGAGGGCCGCUUCUCAAGCGUUGUCGCGUGCCUCAGUGCUUGUGCCUCGCCUCGAUCUAAAGCCGGUCUCUCACCAUCCGCUCACUUCGGCGAUGGCUGCUUGGAUCUGCUGAUAGUUCGGCAUGGCUCGCGCCUGAAUACAUUACGUCAGCUUGUCCGAGUGGCAAGGCAGGGUUCACCUCUAACAUUGCCAUUUGUUGAAGUCCGCCGCUGCAAGGAGAUUCAGUUUCGUCCUAUCCUGCCACCUGAUCUGGAAGAUGGACUGAGAACUCGUUCGGAGGCCUCGUCUGUCCUGCAGCUGUCGCGAUCUUCCUCGGACAAUCGUCUUGCAGCAAAUGGUCGCUCUGGGCACUCACUGAGUACGGGUGGGAACACAGUGGCAGAUGCAUCAUCCACCACCGGCUUAACUGAAACCAACAACGGAACACCGCGUACACCAGAGCCACCAUCGCCAUCUGAAGUUGUUAGCAGUGCUGAGAGAGCUGCAAGGCUGCGGGACCACGUCAGCAUAUGGAAUGUGGAUGGUGAAAUUGUGUCUCAGGCCGGCAUCGACGUACGUGUUCAUCGUCAACUGAUCACACUCUACUGCAGCGGCAUAUCAGCGCCUGUCGACACUGACCGUACUGGCUGCUUUGGUGGUGCCAACAGCCGAUCAAGUCCCUCUCGGCCGUAGCUCCGUCAAAAGUUCCAGUUCUGGUCUUGGUCUUGUUGGUGAUAUGUUUCUGUUCCGGUCAGCUUGGCCCCGCGGCUACAGCUGGUCCUGUGUUGGUGAUGUGUUUCUUUUUCCGACAGCGUGACUCUACGGCUGUAGCUGGUGCUGUGUUGGUGAUGUGUUUCUGUUCCGACAGCUUGGCCCCGUGGCUGCAGCCUGUGCUGUGAUGCGUUCUCGACUGCCACAGUCUGUGUGUGCUGCUGCUCGUCCCUAUAUCUGCUUCCAUUAAUGGCUUAUGCGUUCCUUGACGAAACAACUUCAGAUGUGUACCUUUUUCUGUCCCCGGUGGUGAUGUGUUGUAGCGUAGCUGUCUUCUUUGGAGUUCAGUGACACGGCUGACAAAUGGGUGCCAACUUCACUCAGGAUGACACUGUUGUAUGCUCAGCUGCGGAGAUAUAAUCGAGAUAUGUGAUUAGUAAUUUAAAUUGUGUUGGUGGUGACUGUAUCGUUGUUGUUGUUGUUGUGUGUGUGUGUGUGUGUUUUAUCGUCCUGCUGUUUCGCAUCAGAGUAAGUUAUGUGAGCUAUGUGUUGCAUGCUCAAUGCCCCCCCCCCCCCCCCCCCCCACUUUACUCAGACUCCUUUAUCCAUGUGUUGAUUCAUAUUUCAAAAUUAUAUUCAGAGGCUUUUCUUCAUUUUUUACUAAUCCUUGGAUCACAGACUUAUAGUUACGGCUUGUCUCCUGUUUUGCUGCGUUGCGCCUGUCGUUUCAUGCGCGCUGUGUAGAAAUGAGCGAAACCCCUCGCAUCUCCUUAUCCUCUGCAGGCAGUGUGUCGAGUGUGUCCCGCUCUCAGGCUUCGCCGUUUGGCAACGCUCCUUUUCCUGUACUAGCUCUAGUCUGUUCUGUAUCGGCAUCGGUGUCUUUUUUUGUAAGGGAUGGCUAGCUCUUAUGGCUGUGUGCUUCUUGGCGACACCAUGCCGCUACAUCAUGUUCUCUGUCCUAUUAAUGCUAGGCCGUAGAAGUUUAAUUGUUAGUACUUUUUAACCUUUCUCUCUCUCUUGGUUUUUUUCCGGAUCUCUGUAGACAAUGUGCCACCACUGUGGAUUUUUAUUUUUGUUCAACUCUCCGGUGAGCUAAGACUAACAUAAUGUAAACGUUGCUACUGUGCUGGAUCCAAGUAACACAACUGGCUGCGUUUUCUAUCGCCACAAUGACUUUCCCCAAGACGAGAAUGUUAUUUUUUUCCAACCCAUA